This is a messenger RNA of Emericellopsis cladophorae, 957 nucleotides long. RefSeq lists its product as uncharacterized. NCBI's taxonomy places the organism in Eukaryota, Fungi, Ascomycota, Sordariomycetes, Hypocreales, Bionectriaceae. The coding region runs from base 1 to 957 and encodes 318 amino acids. The record is from RefSeq and is a predicted model, not a curated record. The transcript has a single exon.
AUGCCUCUGGCCGACCCCAAAGUCCAGAACAACCUGGGCACCAGCUGUUCCGGGACCGCCUCGUUCUACGUCUGCGACGAGAGGGACACCAAGUUCCUGGGCUGCUGCAGCAUCAACCCGUGCAAGACGGACAAUGGCCUCUGCCCGGACGAUGACUUUGAGUCCGCCUCAUACCGGGACUCGUCACACGCGCUCAUCAUGGCGCAGGACUGCCAGAGCGACGCGCCAGAGGUGCAGUGGUGGACGUGCUUGGCCAACGACCCGCCCUUCAUGGGCUGCUGCUCCCUGAACCCCUGUGUCGAGGGCGAGUGCCCGUCCAAGAACCUCUUCCCGGCCAAGUUAAGCAGCGAAAAGGAGAACGCAAAGGCUUUCCUGCCAGAGGACUACUACGACGACAAGGGGCUCUCCGAGGGGACCAUUGGGGGCAUAGCGGCCGGUGCCGUCGGGGGCGGCUUCGUCAUCAUCGGCGCGCUGAUCUGGUUCUUCCUCCGCCGCAAAAAGGCCAAGAAGGCUGCCGCCGCCGCCGCCGCCAGACAGAGCUACGAGCCGUAUGCCAACCACCCGUCCACCGUCGCCGGCUCCGAGGCGGCCACGAGCCCCCAUAUGCGGAAACAUGACCCCAUCCAACCGUACUCGCCCUAUCAAUCGACCUACAUGGGCACGCCCAACCCGCAGCAUCAGAGCAUGGGAUCGCCGCCACCGCAGUGGCACCAGCAGCACGCGAGCCCGGAGAUGAACAAUGGCGCAUGGGGCGGCGUGGGCACCACGUCGCCGGACCCGUCGCAGGGCCACUUCAGGGAGAGCAUGCACUCGUCGUACGCUGGGUAUGGAGGACAUCAGCAGCAGCACCAGUCGUUUGCAUCGGAGCUGCCGGCCACGACCGAGUACACGACGACGGGGCACACGCACGCGGCCGAGAUGGAUGGCGGGUCGAUGGCAGUGCCGCAGAAGAGGUGA